UGUGUGUUUAUGGCUUUUAUCCUGUGCGUCUCAGGGAUUGAGGGACGACAAAAAAACAUCUGUGCCUUAAAAGGUUCGUCAGUGGAUCUGCCCUGCUCAGCUGAACGUCCCACCUCAAGCAUGAAAUGGUACACUGUGUACAGGGAUAGAUCUCAGUUAGUUCCAAAGGAGAUCUCACCAGAUGAAAAUCAUGUAACGAACAACAUGUUGGAAGAGAGAAACUUCACUCUGACGAUCAAAAAUCUGACAGAAAGUGAUGCAAAGGUUUACUGCUGCAAAGAAACUACUGACACACCAGACAACUGCAAGCAAAGUGAAAUUCAGCUCCAUGUGGCAGACCUGCAGGUGAAGGUGAUUCCCACCACAGAGGGACCGACAGUAACACUGAUAUGCAACACCAGCUGUCCUCUGACUGAAAACCCUGCAGUCUACAUCUGGUACAAGAACAGAGAGUUCCUCUAUCAGGACUGGUCUCCCUGGUACCACCAGCUGGUCAGCAGUGAGGAAGUAGUCACAUAUUCUUGUGCUAUCAAAGGCUACGAGCAUCUCAGAGCUCCUGAAGUCUCAGUGGAUUCUGUCACAUCGACCUGCUUUAAUGUGACCUAUGCUAAAGGGGCAAUGUGUUCUCAUAAGCAGUCAUCAGUGGAUGAGCCAUGCUCCAUCACAUAUCCAACAGAGGUACAUAUUCAAAAGACUCCUGCAGACAGACAGGACCAUGUCACACUGACCUGUAACACCAGCUGUCCCCUGACUCCCAUUAUAUGGUAUAAGAGCAGACAUUUACUUAGACAGUUUGAGAAACAUCAGCAUGUAGUUCCCAACAGCUCUGCUGAAAGCUUCUCCUGUGCUGUAAAAGGCCUCGAGGAUCUGCGCUCUGCUGAAGUCUGUGCUAAGGAUACAAACUGCAGGACUGUAAAUUAUGUCAGCAGGACAAUCUGCGCUCUGGAUGGUUCUUCAGUGAACAUUUCAAGUGAAUAUUCUAAUUCUAACUCCUGGCUACAAAAGUCAAAAUCAUGGUAUAAAGUAAAGAGAAGUGUGGAGGGUGAAGUUGAAAAGCCACUUAAGGCUGAAGAUAGAGUGAAGUAUAAUGACAACAUGAAGAAUCAUCACAUCCUGGGAAUCAAUAACCUGAAGAAGAAUGACUCAGCAGAAUACAGAUUCAAACUGCAGACAGACGAUGGAUGGAAACCUGGAGUGACUUUGGUUGUCACAGGUCUGAAAGUAAAGUUUGUGCCUUCUGCAGUGGUGAGAGAGGACCAGAGAGUCACACUGACCUGCAGUACCAGCUGUCCCCUGCCUGACAACACAACCUACGUUUGGUUCCUCAACAGUCGACCUCUGACCCCGACAGAGAACCAAAACAAACACCUGGUUCUAGAUCCAGUCAGCAGUCAGCAUGCAGGAAACUACUCCUGUGCUGUUAAAACUCCUCAAAACACCACCUCUCAUGAAAAAACUCUCACGGUCAAAAGUAAAACGGGAAAACUGACAUCAGCAGCAGCUGCAGGAGUCUGUGCUGCUCUCCUGCUUUUAAUACCCCUCACUGUCUUCUUGUGGAUUAGAAGAAGGAGGACUUCUAGUCAGUCUCCCAGAAAUGAAACUUCAGACAACUUGGAGCAGCUGAACCCUGAUCCGCUGUAUGGCAACGUCUCAGCUCAAACAACAGAGCAGGAUGAACUUCACUACAGCAGCGUCCACUUCUCUCAGAACCACAGAGAUCCUCUUUACUCCACAGUCCAGCCACAUCCCCCUCACAAAGAAGAGCACGUCCCCUAUGCUGUUGUCAACUUCAGACGAAACAUGACCCCUGAGCAUGACGGCCAGGCAGUGGAUACCUAGAAUUUGUACAACACAACAAACAGAAUAUAACAACACACUCCCCUCUGUGCAGAACUUGGAAAUUAUUCU
Messenger RNA from Epinephelus lanceolatus (giant grouper), 1908 nucleotides. NCBI's taxonomy places the organism in Eukaryota, Metazoa, Chordata, Actinopteri, Perciformes, Serranidae. The record is from RefSeq and is a predicted model, not a curated record.